GCAGCAGGUAAGUAGUGAGGUUUACAAUGAACAGCACAGAAAAGGAUGAUGAGAGUGAAAUCAGAACACCGUUCAGAGGUCUAAACCCUUCAGUCAGUAAGGAUGAAGAAUUGGAAAAUGGAAACACUGUAACAAACGUCAAUAUUGAGGUGGUCAAGACCGAAGUAAAGAUGGAAGAUGAUGAAGAUGAGGGUGGUUUUAGCCCAGACACAGCUGCAGAAAACAGCAUUGUACCCAACGCACUAAAACGGAAGCAGAUACACAAUGGGUUUGGUGAGACGACCAUGGACCAUGAAAGCCCCAUCAUCUAUAAAUGGAGAAGACUUAACUGUGAGGACAUGCUUGCCAGUUUGAGGGGCUCCAGCUCUUCCCAGAGGUUCCUGGAGGGUACAAGCAGGAUGAGGGAAACCAGCGGUGCUCCGUUGCUGGAGAACGACGAGACUGUGGGAGAGCAGCAGUCGGCCACUGAUGGAGGUUUCUCCAACAGCCUCCUCCAACAACACCACCUGCCCGACGGCCACAAGAACUACUCUAGCAACCUGUCGCCCCAGGCCACUGGAGCCGAGCCCACCCCUUACUCCCUGAUCCACAAGAUGUCCUUCACCCUCAACACGCUGAACUCCACCAUGACCCAGCUCCACAGCAAGAUCGACCUACUGUCGCUGGAGGUGGACCGCAUCAGGAGGCACGUCAGCCCAGGUGAGUCGGUGCUGGACUUCCCACCGCCGGCCAAGUACCGCCUGAACAACAGUGAGCUGAAGCAACUCUUGGAGCAGAGCUCAUCCCCGGGGGACCUCUCCUGCCGCCUGCUCCUCCAGCUCUUCCCGGAGCUCUUGGCCGAAGACCAGGCUGACGUGCGUUGCCGAGCGUGCAGCGCCGCGCCCAAGAGGAAGCUGGACACCCUCCACCUCCAGCUCAUCCGAAACUACGUGGAGGUUUGCUACCCGUCGGGCGGGAAUGGCGACGUGUGGAGGGCGGACUGCCUCCCGCAGCUCAACGACUUCUUCAACAGCUUCUGGGCACAGAGGGAGAUGGAGAGCAGUCAGCAGAACUACAAGGUGGUCAGCAUCGACUGGGAAGACCAUGACAUGGGGCAAGCCCAGUCUAACAGCUAUGUGGAGGACAACCCGCAUGAGGAAGCCCUGUCCUUGGACUCCCCCAGCAGCGUCAACUCGGACUUGGUGCUGGAAGCCCAGGAGAUCAGUGAGUACCUAGAGGGGGCCUCGUCGCCCGGUGAAUUUGCUGCCUUGCUCCUCCACCGCCUCUUUCCGGAGCUCUUUGACUCCAGGCGCUUGGCGUCACAGUACAGCUGCCGCGGCUCUCCGGGCAAGCUAGCCCUGGACCCCCAGAAGAUGCAGGUGGUGAGGAGAUACUGUGAGAUCUACUACCCCGAGGUGCGGGACGAGGAGGCAUGGACGGAGCUGGUGGAGCGACGGCUCGACCAGGAGCUGGAGUGCAUCCACUCUGACGACAGUGACUCGGACAGGCAGAGGGACCAGAGCAUUGGGACCUCCAAUGCCUCAAUGGUGGGCAGUCAAGAGGACCUCGAAAGGUCCACGCCAAAUUUCUGGCUUGUGGACAUCAAACCGUUGGAGAUACCUCCUCCGGACUUCGAAGUGCCCUGCCCGCAACACAUCCUCGAAAAACACCAGUUGAAGAACAUCUACGAUAACAGCCGGUCCUUCGGCAACUUUGCCUCCCGCCUGUUAGUGCAGUUUUUCCCCAAGCUCUUCACGCCGGAGAAUCUGAGGCAGCAGUACAACUGCACCGGGUCCCUGGGCAAGAAGCAACUGGACCCCGUGAGGAUCAAGCUCAUCCGCCACUACGUGCAGCUGAUUUGCCCCAGGGCGAAAUGCGACAAGACCUGGAACCAAGAGUUUGUGCCCAAGUUGAAUGAACGCUGCCGUCGAUGGGACAUGGCGCAACGGCGCGUCUACCACUUGGACAUAAAGAAGCCCACCUCCUACAGCGACGGAGUGAAGGAAGAGCAGAUGCUUGCAGCAACCCAGUCAGAGCAGGCCAAGAGGGACUCCGUUCAUCCACAACCACAGGCAGCACAAGACCGGGCAGAACGCUCCAAGCAAAACUUCCGUAAAGUCCCCCUCCACCAACUCAACAUCCCCACUGUCGAUUUCCGCGUGGCCACCAAGUAUCUACUGUCCACUGAGGAUCUAAUGGACAUAGUCGAGGACAGUCAGUCUGUCGGGAACUUCAGCGCCCGGCUUCUGGUCAGGAUCUUCCCUGAGCUGUUUACGUCCGAAAACCUCAGGCUGCAGUACAACCAUUCGGGGGCGUAUUACAAGAAGCAACUGGACCCAGUGCGCCUGAGGCUGAUCCGCCACUAUGUGAAGGCAGUUUACCCUCAGGCCAAGAGUGAUCGGGUGUGGCGCCUGGAAUGUAUUUCCAGCAUCAACAGGAGGUGUGGAAGACCCAACAGGAGGAAGUCCAAGGUGACCGCAGACUCCAAGGAUAAGAAACGCUAAACGUGACACAGACACAAAAAGCUGUAAUAACUCAGCGGGACAGGCAGCAUCUCUGGAGAGAAGGAAUUGGUGAUAUUUCAGGUCGAGACCCUUCUUCAGACUUUCAAACAUUAAAAGUUUCUCCCUCAGCCCUAUCCUUCGAAAUAUCAAACUGGGGUUUUCUCUUCUCUAUGAGGAGGUUCACCACAAAAUAGUGACUCAUUUGUAAAGUUGACCGCAGGGCAGAUAAGUUACGAAUAUCUUCUAUACUAUUACUAAAACUCUCAUCUUGACUACUCUGGUCUUCGUUGUAAAUACAUUUGCGCAAAAACGCUA
Molecule: messenger RNA, 2798 nt
Organism: Amblyraja radiata (thorny skate)
Lineage: Eukaryota; Metazoa; Chordata; Chondrichthyes; Rajiformes; Rajidae
Product: BEN domain-containing protein 3-like
Exons: 5
Coding region: 27-2483 (818 amino acids)
Biological process (GO): negative regulation of transcription by RNA polymerase II; rDNA heterochromatin formation
Cellular component (GO): heterochromatin
Molecular function (GO): rDNA binding
Source: RefSeq, a predicted model, not a curated record